AGAAAGAGAGAGAGAAAGAGAGACACAGAGAAAGGGAGAGAGAACAUUUUGGAACACCCCUUUCAGUCGCCUCCUCCACUUUCUAUAACACCCCUCCCUUCACUCCUCUCCCUCCCACUCACACACAUACACUAAACACACACACACUGAACACACCCACUGAACACACAUACACACACGGGGAACCCACGCCCCAUCCAUAAUUGAUGCUAGCUGUGGGCAGGCAGAUGCUGGAGGCAGGAGGAAGAAGGGAGGAAGAAGGGAGGGAAGGAGGGAGAGCAGCUGGUUUAUGGAGGAGAAAGAGGAAGGCAAGAUGGUGGAACAGGGUAACCAGGAAGCCCCUCCCCCUCCAGACUCCAUGACUCAGCCGUACCCCUCCGGCCAAUUUGCCCCCCCUCAGAACGGCCUGCCCGCUGAGUUCACCGCCUCACACCCUCACCCUCACCCUGCGCCCCCCGACUACACAGGACAGCCCCCCGUCAGCGAACACCCCCUCAACAUGUACCCCACUUCACAGAACCACAGUGAACAGAGUGGACAGGACACCAGCAUACAGACCGUCUCAGCCACAGCCACACAGACAGAGGAGGAGUCUCAGACAGACAGUCAGCAGCAGAGCCAGUCGUCUGACAGUUCUAACAGUAAGACUCAGCCCAAGCGACUCCAUGUCUCCAACAUACCCUUCCGGUUCAGGGACCCGGACCUCAGGCAAAUGUUUGGCCAAUUUGGUAAAAUCUUAGACGUUGAAAUCAUUUUUAACGAGCGGGGCUCUAAGGGUUUUGGGUUCGUAACUUUCGAGCACAGUGCGGACGCUGACAGGGCGCGAGAAAAAUUACACGGCACGGUCGUAGAAGGCCGUAAAAUAGAGGUCAACAAUGCAACAGCACGGGUAAUGACCAAUAAGAAGACGGUCAAUCCUUAUGCAAAUGGGUGGAAGUUGAACCCAGUAGUCGGUGCAGUGUACAGUCCAGAGUUCUAUGCAGUACCGGGCUUCCCCUACACAGCAGCCAGUGCAGCGGUGGCGGCUUACAGAGGGGCCCAUCUAAGAGGUCGAGGGAGGACGGUCUACAACACAUUCAGAGCAGCCGCACCCCCACCUCACAUCCCCACGUACGGAGGUGUUGUGUACCAGGAUGGAUUUUAUGGUGCAGAUAUUUAUGGGGGCUAUGCUGCCUACAGGUAUGCCCAGCCUGCUGCUGCCGCAGCUGCUGCUUACGGUGACAGUUACGGACCAGUAUAUGCUGCGGACCCCUACAACCACCCACUUGCUCCAGCAGCCACAUACAGCAUUGGUGCCAUGAAUGCGUUUGCCCCGUUGGCUGAUGCCAAGACGAGGAGUCAUGCUGACGACGUGGGGCUGGUGUUGUCCUCCCUGCAGGCUAGUAUAUACAGGGGAGGUUACAGCCGCUUCGCCCCAUACUAACCCACCAACCAACCUCCCUAAAACCAUACAACAACCAAUUACUACCCUACCAACCAACCAACCUCCCCACAACCAAACAACAACCAAUCCUUUCUGACAGGGACACAACAGACCAACCAACCAACAAACCACACAACCAACAAACCAGUAUGUGAGACAGAGACAGCAGAGACAGAGACAGAGACAGAGACAGAGAGAGAGAGAGAGAGAGAGAGAGAGAGAGAGAGAGAGAGAGAGAGAGAGAGAGAGAGAGAGAGAGAGAGAGAGAGAGAGAGAGAGAGAGAGAGAGAGGACUUUGAGGCCUGGGUAUUGCAAUAUAUGCUGUUGAGCAUGAUUUUAGCAGCUCCUAAGAGAGAGGGAAAUCAGUCAACUAAAAAGAAAGGGAUAUUUAUACCUCAGAUAUUGUGUGCUGUUAAUUUUGAUACAGUGGGUUUUUAAUUUGUUAAGGUUAGUAGAUUGUCCGUGUCGGUAGAGCUAUAGAAGAGCUAAUAGAUUUUAAACCUUACCAUUAUUAAACAACACAUUUCAACUGUUAGGGCUCCGUGAAAAGACAAACCAAUCCUGUAAAAUACAUCAUAGAAUGUGAUCCCGUUUUGUAAGAGUGUUUACAUGAUUGUAGGGUUCGGAUUCCUUUGACAUUCCCUCUGUUAGCGUCUACGUUGUUUCCUAGCUACUGGGGUUAGGAUUAGGAUUGGGGUUAAGGUUGGGGUUAGGGUUAGGAUUAGGGUUAAAGUUAAGGACUAGGCAAGCGUUAGGGUUAGGUUAGGAUUAGGGUUAAGGUUGGGGUUAGGAAUGGGGUUAAAGUUAAGGACUGGGCAAGUGUUAGGGUUAGGAUAGGAUUAGGGUUAAGGUUGAGGUUAGGUUAGGGCUGAAGCUCAGGGUUAGGAUUAAGGUUAGGGUUGGGGAGGUGGGGGUAAAAUGGGGUACUAGAAAGGCACCGAAGGGUUGACCAGGUGAUGGGAAAGAGAGAGAUGGAGGGGAGUAGUUGUUUGUGAAUGGUGCGUAGUCGGCAGCGUGUUAGCCAGCGAGGAUGUGGAUGUGUGGAUUAGAUCAGGAUCGUUGUGAUUGUCAUCGUUUAUCACUCAAAGCCAACGGUUCAGAUGGUCCCGAGGUGUUCCAUCUGUGUGUUUAGACAGAUUCUACACAGAAUAACUUGUUAUUGGUAGAGGACAGAGAGUCUGCUUCCCAAAUGGACCCCUUUUCCCUAUAUAGGGCCCUAUAUGCCUCUGGUCAACGUAGUGCACUAUGUAGGGAAUAUGGUGCCAUAGGGCCCUGUUCAAAGUAGUGCACUAUGUAGGGAAUAGGGUGCCAUGGGGCCCUGUUCAAAGUAGUGCACUAUGUAGGGAAUAGGGUGCCAUAGGGCUCUGUUCAAAGUAGUGCACUAUGUAGGGAAUAGGGUGCCAUCGGGCUCUGUUCAAAGUAGUGCACUAUAUAGGGAAUAGGGUGCCAUAGGGCCCUGUUCAAAGUAGUGCACUAUGUAGGGAAUAGGGUGCCAUAGGGCCCUGUUCAAAGUAGUGCACUAUGUAGGGAAUAGGGUGCCAUGGGGCCCUGUUCAAAGUAGUGCACUAUGUAGGGAAUAGGGUGCCAUAGGGCCCUGUUCAAAGUAGUGCACUAUAUAGGGAAUAGGGUGCCAUUUGGGAGGCAUAUGGUUUUUUUCUCCAUGGAGUGUUUACUGUUGAAACCAUCAUCUAGUCCCUUUAGUCAAAACCCUUUAUAGAGUAGGUUAUCCCAUAGUAAUGAGACUGAUGUUGUUUUUAUAGAAGUUACAGUUUAUCCAUUCAUAUAGUUGCUGACUUUUAUAUUAUGGGAGAGAUUUAGAAAAUAAUAAUAAUGUCUAUAUUCACCUUCUCUAUUUUACCUUUCUGUUUCGUUUUUUUUUUUUUUUUUCAAAAAUUAUACGACUGAUUAUUUGUACCCGAUAAAAGCUGAACAAAAUAUAUAUAUAUAUAACUACAAUGUAUUAAUGGAGACGUUUGAGCUGUGCAAUGAAGGUUUUCUGUUAAACACAUAAUACACAACUGUAACGUUUUAGUUGUAGGCUAUAAUACCAACAGUUAGGGAAAGCAUUUCUCGUCAUGUUUAUAGAGUCAUCGUUUUCCAGAUGGAUAACGACACACUACAAGUAAUGCAAUCAUAAUGUAGAUAUUAUCACGGCGUUUUUGUCAACUGUACUAUUUUGCCGACACACACACAGCCUGUACGCGGUCUUCACCACUACUAGGCUGUAAAACAUGUGUCCUGUACAUUGUUGGUGUUUGUUAGUUAGGCUUUAUGUUUUACAUUGACUUGUCUUUCUUUUGGGGUUUGAUAUCAUUUUUAAAUGUGACCUCCUUUGUAAUGUUAUUUUCUAGAACUUUGAAAAACUGUUUGAAAAUUAGAGAAAAUUAGAAAUAUAUAUGACUUGUGAAAAAAGAUGAUGUAAUAUGUAAAUAUGAAGAUGAAGCUGUCGUUGAUUAAAGUGCUCCAGGGGCGAGAGAGGAAACGCCCAGCUCACCUCACGCAGCGAAAUACUUUCUUCCACCCCUCUUUCCUUCCUGAUAUCCUCCCUCCCUCCUUUCCUCCCUCCUUUCUUCCUACACCUUGUUUACAAAUUAACCUGAUCAGAGGUGUUUGUCACAUAUCUCAGUUUUGUAUUUAUAAGAAGAAGAAAAAAUAUUCAGAAAUGCCACCCAUGAAAAAGGCAGUGGCAUCUGCAGGUUGUGGGGUUUAGUCCCAUCCUACAGAUUCUGGGGUUAAGUCCCAUCCUGUUGGCAGGUUGUGGGGUUUAGUCCCAUUCUACAGAUUCUGUGGUUAAGUCCCAUCCUGCAGGUUGUGGGAUUUAGCCCCAUCCUGCAGAUUCUGGGGUUAAGUCCCAUCCAGUCUGCAGGUUGUGGGGUUUAGCCCCAUUCUACAGAUUCUGGGGUUAAGUCCCAUCCUGUUGGCAGGUUGUGGGGUUUAGUCCCAUCCUGCAGGUUGUGGGAUUUAGCCCCAUUCUACAGAUUCUGGGGUUAAGUCCCAUCCUGCAGGUUGUGGGGUUUAGCCCCAUUCUACAGAUUCUGGGGUUAAGUCCCAUCCUGUUGGCAGGUUGUGGGGUUUAGUCCCAUCCUGCAGGUUGUGGGGUUUAGCCCCAUCCUGCAGAUUCUGGGGGUUAAGUCCCAUCCAGUCUGCAGGUUGUGGGGUUUUGCCCCAUCCUGCAGGUUCUGGGGUUAAGUCCCAUCCAGUCUGCAGGUUGUGGGAUUUAGCCCCAUCCUGCAGGUUCUGGGGUUAAGUCCCAUCCAUUCUGCAGGUUGUGGGAUUUAGCCCCAUCCUGCAGGUUCUGGGGUUAAGUCCCAUCCAGUCUGCAGGUUGUGGGGUUUAGCCCCAUCCUACAGAUUCUGGGGGUGAAGUCCCAUCCAGUCUGCAGGUUGUGGGGUUUAGCCCCAUUCUACAGAUUCUGGGGGUUAAGUCCCUGUCCUGUGUUUGCUGAACCAUCAGUCGGCAUGGCAACACGUAUCCUAGCUACACCACCGCGUGUCUCUGUCCUUACCCUCUACAUCCUCUGCUUCCAUAGGUGUUGUGAUGAGAUACACCCUCCCUUGUUCUUGUAUGUGCAUGCACUAUGGUUCUUCCACUUAACAAUAACCAUCAAUAAAGUUUGUCAAGAUAA
Molecule: messenger RNA, 5048 nt
Organism: Salvelinus fontinalis (brook trout)
Lineage: Eukaryota; Metazoa; Chordata; Actinopteri; Salmoniformes; Salmonidae
Product: RNA binding protein fox-1 homolog 1
Exons: 14
Coding region: 290-1423 (377 amino acids)
Biological process (GO): nervous system development; regulation of alternative mRNA splicing, via spliceosome
Cellular component (GO): nucleus; cytoplasm
Molecular function (GO): mRNA binding
Source: RefSeq, a predicted model, not a curated record